Messenger RNA from Heterocephalus glaber (naked mole-rat), 1903 nucleotides. RefSeq names its product arrestin beta 2 (gene Arrb2). The record is from RefSeq and is a predicted model, not a curated record. NCBI's taxonomy places the organism in Eukaryota, Metazoa, Chordata, Mammalia, Rodentia, Bathyergidae. Gene Ontology annotation, biological process: positive regulation of ERK1 and ERK2 cascade; G protein-coupled receptor internalization; signal transduction. Gene Ontology annotation, cellular component: cytoplasm. Gene Ontology annotation, molecular function: angiotensin receptor binding.
GGCUGGGUUAGGAUACAAAGAGCAGGUGCCCUGUAGUUGCUCCAGGAGCCACACUCCAUUUGGCCAACCGAUUGUGACUACUGCAGCCCUCUACCAGGGCUCCUAAAUGGGAGGACACAUCGGGACAAAGAGGAAAACGAGAAGUGGAAGGGAGGGAGAGCCUGGAUGAUGCCAUAUCAAUCAGUCCCUAACUUGAGAAAAAAAGGGUCUUCAAGAAGUCAAGCCCUAACUGCAAGCUCACCGUGUACUUGGGCAAACGGGACUUUGUAGAUCACCUGGACAAAGUGGAUCCUGUAGAUGGAGUGGUGCUCGUGGAUCCUGACUACUUGAAGGACCGAAAAGUGUUUGUGACCCUCACCUGCGCCUUUCGAUAUGGCCGUGAAGACCUGGAUGUGCUGGGCUUGUCCUUCCGCAAAGACCUGUUCAUCGCCACCUACCAGGCCUUCCCCUCAAUGCCCAAUCCACCCCGGCCCCUCACCCGCCUACAGGACCGGCUGCUGAGGAAGCUGGGCCAGCAUGCCCACCCCUUUUUUUUCACAAUACCCCAGAAUCUGCCCUGUUCUGUCACACUGCAGCCAGGACCGGAGGACACAGGGAAGGCCUGCGGGGUAGACUUUGAGAUUCGAGCUUUCUGUGCCAAAUCACUAGAAGAGAAAAGCCACAAAAGGAACUCUGUGCGACUAGUGAUCCGAAAGGUGCAGUUUGCACCAGAGAAACCCGGCCCACAGCCUUCAGCAGAAACUACACGCCACUUCCUCAUGUCUGACCGGUCCCUGCACCUCGAGGCAUCCUUGGACAAGGAGCUGUACUACCAUGGGGAGCCCCUCAAUGUCAACGUCCACGUCACCAACAACUCUGCCAAGACCGUCAAGAAGAUCAGAGUCUCUGUGAGACAAUAUGCCGACAUCUGCCUCUUCAGCACGGCCCAGUACAAGUGUCCAGUGGCGCAGCUUGAACAAGAUGACCAGGUAUCUCCCAGUUCCACGUUCUGUAAGGUGUACACCAUAACCCCGCUGCUCAGCGACAACCGGGAGAAGCGUGGUCUUGCUCUGGACGGGAAACUCAAACAUGAGGACACCAACCUGGCUUCCAGCACCAUCGUGAAGGAGGGGGCCAACAAGGAGGUGCUGGGAAUCCUAGUGUCCUACAGGGUCAAGGUGAAGCUGGUGGUGUCUCGAGGCGGGGAUGUCUCCGUAGAGCUGCCUUUUGUUCUUAUGCAUCCCAAGCCCCAUGACCACAUCCCCCUUCCCAGACCACAGACAGCACCCACCUUCCCUUCCCCUCGGCUCCCCUCAGCCGCUCCAGAAACAGAUGUCCCUGUGGAUACCAACCUCAUCGAAUUUGAUACCAACUAUGCCACAGAUGACGACAUUGUGUUUGAAGACUUUGCCCGACUUCGGCUAAAGGGGAUGAAGGAUGAUGACUAUGAUGACCAGUUCUGCUAGGAAGGGGGGCUGGAAGAAGGGAGUGGAUGGUGCUUGGAGAGGUAGGGGCAGGACCGAGAUCCCCACUGUUGCUGGAGACAGGCGGGUAUCCCAGCCUUUCUUUCUUCCCCUCCGUCUGGCAGCCAAGCCCUUCACUCCCUCUUCCUCAUCACCCCCAGCAAGAUACGCACUGGACCCUUUGCCUGUUGAAAGUGGGCAUUAAUCUUUUGACUGCAGCUGUGCAGCCCUCUGGUGGGUAGUAAGCUGUGCUCAGACCUAAGUUUUUUGGAAGGGAACACUGAAAACGAGGAAUGAUAGUAGGGAAAGGGGGAGAAAACUGGCGCAUUCAGCCUCACAGGAACACACUCCUCCAGUCACUGUCUCCACCUCCCAUUCCUUCAAGAUAACAUCCUGUGGGGGCAAGGCCGUUUCUUUGUUUUUGAGCAUAAAGAAGAAAAUAAACCUUUUAAUAGGCAUGA